AUGCUGGUCGACGCUUGCAGGAAUUUCAGCGAGUAUCCAUGCACAUUGUUGAAAGCAGCCGUUUCCCAAGCAGACCUCGACGACUAUUGCGGCAACUCGCUCCGGAAUGAAGCCGCCCUCUUCGACAGCUCCAAGCAGCGUAUUGUGCUGUGGGAAGCCUGGGCAGGCGCACAGCAUUCCAUUGAGACUAAGGUCGGAAACGUCAAGCAAUUGACCGAGCACAUUGUCGGAAAGCGGCGGAUCCAAACUGUCGUCAUGUGUAAGUUCAAAAGCACAUCCCAAACCGCCCUUCCUGGAAUUGGACAAUUCGACAGCUCCGUUCAACUGCUCUCCCGAGAUCUUCAAAACCCUCCUCACCUACCAUCAUACGUGAACGUUAACCAGACUAGAGACGGCAGAAGAAAACUGACGGACGAGCCGCUUGAGGCCGGUCUUGCUCAUUUCCGCUCCGACGACAAACUGAGCCUUCAAGAACGAUGGCCAGCUGUUGGACGCCUCGGCCGUUCUGGCGAGGAGAUUCGCCAUUCCUUCCUGCUACGAUCGGUAAAACGCGCCAGGGGUGCAACUGACCCAUGGCCCAUCCGCCAGGUUGCCGUCUACCAUUCCUUCGAUGUCGACGAGGGGCUCUCACUCGCUUGGCGUACAAGGCGACACCUGCUGCCUUGUUCAACCACUCCCGAUGUCGCCCGAGACCCACAACCAACAUCCACUUCCUCGAAAAAGGUGCCGGAGGAGAUCCUCGCCUUGAACAUGCUCGAUUACAAAGAGCUGCGGAAGCUCAGCAUACUGUCAGAACGGUUCGAGAAGGCGGCACUGGUUAUCCAUAUGAACGUUGGUGCGCUUGGAGACGCUCAUGACUACUACCAACGCCUCUCUCGCUGCCCCCACCUGAAACCCGACAUCCAGGCUCACAUGGAGAAGUCAAUAUCGGACUUUUUGCUCAAAGUCGAGCAAAUUAUUCGCAGCCUCGAGACCCGGCACACCCAGCUCGUAUCCUUGCGCAGCCAGUUGGAGAAUGGGAAAAGAUUUUGGCCUCCUGCAGCUGCUGAGCUGCGAAUAAGCCGCAUCAUUGCCGACGUCAGCCUCGGCGGCAUGGCCCGUAGGACGGAGCGAGAGAUUGUGUUGAUGCACACACCAGCCUAUCGGCGACCUCUUCCGUCCCGCUACAUUUCUUGGAGUGGCGAUCUGCAGGACGAUGACGGUCUUGGCAUCUUGCCUCUGCCUGGUAAUGAACAUCCUAGCCAGGGUGAAGGCAAAGGAGACAAUCACCGAGGACCAGGCGGUGACAGCAGCUAUGGCCCGGCCUCGGGAGGUUGCAGUCGAAGAGAAAGCGAAUAG
This is a messenger RNA of Parathielavia appendiculata, 1338 nucleotides long. RefSeq lists its product as uncharacterized. The transcript has 7 exons. The record is from RefSeq and is a predicted model, not a curated record. Lineage: Eukaryota; Fungi; Ascomycota; Sordariomycetes; Sordariales; Chaetomiaceae. Bases 1 to 1338 code for a protein of 445 amino acids.